Myotis brandtii (Brandt's bat) is the source of this 551-nucleotide messenger RNA. Its product is annotated as PDZ domain-containing protein 8. NCBI's taxonomy places the organism in Eukaryota, Metazoa, Chordata, Mammalia, Chiroptera, Vespertilionidae. Gene Ontology annotation, biological process: mitochondrial calcium ion homeostasis. The coding region runs from base 98 to 442 and encodes 114 amino acids. The transcript has 4 exons. The record is from RefSeq and is a predicted model, not a curated record. Gene Ontology annotation, cellular component: mitochondria-associated endoplasmic reticulum membrane contact site.
CGUCCUCACCCGCGUGCCGUUCACCCACUGGUUCUUCUCCUUCGUGGAGGACCCGCUGAUCGACUUCGAGGUGCGCUCCCAGUUUGAAGGGCGGCCCAUGCCCCAGCUCACCUCCAUCAUCGUCAACCAGCUCAAGAAAGUCAUCAAGCGCAAGCACACGCUCCCGAGUUACAAGAUCAGGUUUAAGCCAUUUUUUCCAUUCCAAACCUUGCAAGGAUUUGAAGAAGAUGAAGAAGACCAUAUCCAUAUACAACAAUGGGCACUUACUGAAGGCCGUCUUAAAGUUACAUUGUUAGAAUGCAGCAGGUUACUCAUUUUUGGAUCCUAUGACAGAGAGGCAAAUAUUCAUUGCACACUUGAGUUGAGCAGUGGUGUUUGGGAAGAAAAACAAAGGAGUUCUAUUAAGACGGUUUCUAUAAUGCAGGAAAUUUAUAACAGUUGAAUCAGGUGGGGGAAAAGAACUAAAAUUACCUUGGAAGUGAGAUAACCAUAUAAAGAUAAAUGGAUGGGAAAAAAAUUAGUGAUCUUCAGCUGAAAAGACAAAGUUGGGU